This is a messenger RNA of Salvia hispanica, 3999 nucleotides long. Its product is annotated as ARM repeat superfamily protein. Lineage: Eukaryota; Viridiplantae; Streptophyta; Magnoliopsida; Lamiales; Lamiaceae. The record is from RefSeq and is a predicted model, not a curated record.
UCAACAUUUAAGCUCUCUCCCCAACCCUCUAAACCCUAACCGCCGCCGUCUCUCUUUCCGGCGACCGAUUAUGGAAAUUGUGGAUAUGGAGUCCUCGCCGGCGCCGGAUUUCUCCGAGGACUUCUCCUCCUCCGUGCUCUCCCAGUUCGGAAACUCCACAAUCGAGCACCACCUCCGCGUCUGCGCCACCAUCGGCGCCAUGUCGCAGGAGCUCCGGGAGCAGCGCCUCCCCCUCACCCCAAUCACCUACUUCGGCGCCACCUGCUCCUCCCUCGACCGCCUCGCGUCGAGCAUCGACUCCUCCGGCUCCAUCCUCGACGCUCUGCUCACGAUUCUGUCUCUCGUCGUCGUCCGAUUGCCGCCAGCUGUUUUGAAAUCGAAGCACAGUUAUCUCUCCGAGCUGCUGAUUAAGAUCCUUGGAUUGAAAACCGUGGGAGUUGAGGGCGUCGUGCCUGGAUUGAAAUUCGUCGCGCGAUUGGUGAUUGUGAGCGAGAAGGAGUCGUGGGAAGACGUCGCGGAGCUUUACGGUGUUUUGAUUGGUUACAUGACUGAUGAUCGCUUCAAGGCAAGGAGACGGUCGCAUUUAUGCCUACGUGAUGUCUUGAAGCAUUUCCAGUCAGCGCCCUCACUUUCUCCGUCGCUAGCAUUUGCAAGUGAAGCCAUAACGAAUGUGUUUGUGAGGUUUCUUCUGCUUGCCGGAGGAUCAAAUGAAAAUGUUUCAGAAGUUUCCGGAACAGCACGGAAUGUUCUUAGAAUUCUGGAUGCUCUAAAAAUUUGUCUUCCCUAUAUGUCAUCAAAAUCCACAGCGAACAUACUGGAGCGUUUCAAAUCUCUCUUGACGCUCAAACAGCGGGUUGUCACUACACCUAUAACAGAUGGUUUAAAAGCCCUCUGUCUCCACCCGGGUUCAGAAAUAUCCGCUGAAACACUUCUUGAUCUGUUAUGCUCUCUAGCCAGCUCAGGCUCUCCAGAGGACUCAUCUGCUGAUACCAUGACUCUAACGAUUCGCUUGCUAGACAUUGGGAUGAAAAGAGUUUACUCGCUGAACAGGCAAAUAUGUGUCAUUAAGCUUCCUCUUGUUUUCAAUGCACUAAAAGAUUUUUUGACUUCUGGACAUGAGGAGUCUUUGGUAGCAGCUGUGACAACAUUGAAGAGCUUAAUACAUUCGUGUAUAGAUGAGACCAUGAUCAAACAGGGUGUUGAACAGAUUACAGCCAGUGCCAGUUCUGUCAUCAGGAAAUCUGGCCCAACUUUAAUAGAAAAAAUCUGUGCAACAAUUGAGAGCCUGCUUGAUUAUCAUUAUGAAGCAGUCUGGGAUAUGUCAUUUCAGAUUGUUUCUACCAUGUUUGAAAAAUUAGGUAAGAAUUCUGUUUACUUUAUGGAGGGAACACUCAAGAGUUUAGCUGAUAUGCAAAAAUUGCCGGAUGGAGACUUUGGUUUCAAGAAAGAGUUGCAUGAGUGUGUGGGAACUGCUCUUGGCGCUAUGGGACCCGAGAACUUUUUGAGUCUUCUACCUCUUAAUUUGGGUGUUCCAGAUCUAUCUGAGAGCAAUCUAUGGCUGUUUCCAAUCCUGAAACAGUAUAUUGUUGGUGCUCGUUUGAAUUUCUUUACCGAAUCAAUCUUACCCAUGGCUACAGAGAUGAAGCGGAAGUCGGCAAUGCUUGAAAAGGAAGGAAAACUACAGUCAGCUAGGAGUGUGGAUGGGAUUGUGUACUCCUUGUGGUCACUGCUACCAUCCUUUUGCAACUAUCCUGUUGACACUGCUGCAAGUUUCAAGAGUCUAGAGGGAGCGUUAUGCACAGCUCUCCAAGAAGAACAUGAACUUCGGGGUAUAAUAUGCUCCAGCUUGCAAAAUCUUAUUCAGCAGAAUAAGAGAAUUCUGGAAGGGAAGGGGAAUACGAUUGAUAGUGAAAUAAGUCUUGCAGAACAGCAGGCUGCUGCCUUGUAUACUGAAAAUAUUGCUACAUCUAACUUGAAUACAUUGAAAUCCUCGGAUCUGUUGCGUGUUCUUGCUGGAGUCUAUUUCAAAUGCUCUAAAGAUACUGCAGGCAUUUUGCAGACUACGAUCCGUGAACUUGCUUCAAUAUUGGAUAAGGAGGUGGUCUCGUCAUUUUUCAAACAAUCCAUGAAAAAGCUUGUGAAGGUUACCUUGGAAGCCAACAAAUCAAAGAAUGAAAAGAAUUCCAAUCUCAUGCAGAUAGAUGAUUCUGGAAACGAUGGCUCACUGUCUGCUGUUAGGGUACAGUUGUUUGAUGUUGCAGUUUCCCUUUUACCCGGAUUAGGUCCCAAGGAAAUUGAUAUUCUAUUUGAGCAAAUGAAACAUGCAUUGAAGGAUUCUGAUAGUUUGAUCCAAAAGAAGGCCUAUAGAGUACUAUCUUUGAUAUUACAGUACUCCGAUGACUUUAUUUCAAGAAAACUAGAUGAAGUGCUCUCUUUGAUGGUUGAAGUGCUGCCCUCUUGCCAUUUUGCUGCAAAACGUCACAGACUUGACUGCUUAUAUUUUGUGAUCGUUCACAUUUCUAAGGAAGGAUAUGAGCAGAGGAGGCGUGACAUUACUGCUUCUUUCCUUACAGAAAUUAUACUAGCCCUAAAAGAGACUAACAAGAAAACAAGAAAUAGAGCAUAUGAUGUUCUUGUCCAAAUUGGUCAUGCCUGUGAAGAUGAGGAGAAAUGUGGCAAGGAGACACUGCAACAAUUUUUUGCCAUGGUUGCUGGAGGUUUGGCAGGGGAGACCCCUCAUAUGAUUAGUGCUGCUAUGACAGGCUUAGCCCGUUUGGCUUAUGAGUUCUCCGACCUCGUUUCUGCUGCUUAUAACGUUCUUCCAUCCACAUUCCUUCUCCUGCAAAGAAAGAACAAAGAAAUCACUAAGGCUAAUUUGGGUUUGCUGAAGGUAUUAGUUGCCAAAUCACAAGCCGAAGCUCUGCAAGGUCACCUACGCGGCAUGGUGGAAGGCAUGCUUAACUGGAAAGAUAGCAGCAAAAACCAUUUCAAAGCUAAAGUUAAACAGCUGCUUGAAAUGCUUGUGAAGAAAUGUGGUAUGGAUGCUGUCAAGCAAGUCAUGCCUGACGAGCAUAUGAAGUUGCUAACUAAUAUCCGAAAGCUGAAUGAGCGGAAAGAGAAGAAACAGACCGACAAAUCUUCAGAAGAUAGGUCUGUAGUAUCGAGGGCAACUACAACCAGGAUGAGCCGAUGGAAUCAUACGAAAAUCUUUUCUGAUUUCGAUGAUGAAGAUACAAGAAUGAGUGGUGGUGACUUUAAAAACGAAAAGAGUGUUUCUGGUCAGCAGAGCAAGUACUCUGCCGGGCAGCAAUCCCGAGCUACUCAGCUAAGAUCAAAGAAAGCACGAAAAGCAGCAAAGCAAUUGGAAGAAGACACGUUGGAUCAAUUAGACGACGAGCCCCUCGACAUGCUGGAUGGUCAGAAGAUGAGGACUGCACUUCGUUCAUCAGCCCCAGCAAAGGCGAAGUCUGAUUCAGACGAUGAACCGUCCAUAGAUGAUGAAGGCCGCAUGAUUAUUCACGAGGAAGGCAAGUACAGCAAGUCGGACAGAAAACAUAAACGAGAGGCGUCCUCGGAGGGUGACGGGGCAGAUGGAAGGAGCCGCGCCGGAAGCCACGUGUCUGGAAAUACGCAGAAGACACAGAAGCGGAUGAAGACAUCGUCAGAGUCCGGGUGGGCAUACACAGGCAAGGAGUAUGCGAGCAAGAAGGCCGGCGGUGAUGUGAAGAGGAAGGACAAGCUCGAGCCUUACGCGUAUUGGCCACUUGACCGGAAGAUGGUGAGUAGGAGGCCGGAGCAUCGGGCAUCUGCCAGAAGUGGUAUGGCGAGGGUGGUGAAGCUGACGAAGAAGAUGGAAGGGAAGAGCGUAUCGCACGCCCUUUCGAUGAAGGGAGCAGUGUUGAAGAGGAAGAAGAAAGGUGGUAAGUAGACAUGGAUGGUAUUUUGUAUUAACAGAUGAGAAAUUCACAGUUUUGCUAGUAGUAUAUUGAAAGAGUGCGU